This is a messenger RNA of Marmota monax (woodchuck), 7813 nucleotides long. RefSeq names its product fibronectin leucine rich transmembrane protein 1 (gene Flrt1). Gene Ontology annotation, molecular function: protein binding. NCBI's taxonomy places the organism in Eukaryota, Metazoa, Chordata, Mammalia, Rodentia, Sciuridae. The coding region runs from base 1636 to 3660 and encodes 674 amino acids. The record is from RefSeq and is a predicted model, not a curated record. The transcript has 4 exons.
UCAUAUAAACAUCCCAGGUCUCACCUCGCAGCCAAGGACUGGUGAAUCCAAGACUGAGACCCCCAAAACAGGAACAGGAAGUCUCUUCAGAGGCCCUCUGGCUCUAGGUGGGGGCUGGGAGUCCUCCCCCUUCCCCAGGAGAUGGCGCCACCGUGGGUGGGUGAGCAUUGCUGUCUGUCUUGGUGUGGACCCUGACCUCUGCCCCAGGAUGGCCUCGUGCCUGGGUGCCUGGAUGCCCAGAACAGAGCCUGCCGGGAAGGGUUCCUGCUGACCAUCCAAUGGGGAGGUCCUGUCCCUCCGUUGAGCCUGGUCACCUGCUUUUCCCGGCCCAGAACAGGCUCAAGCAAGACCUAGAACAGCACGGCCGUGGUGGACAGCGGUCUAAGAGUGGCGAGUUGGGUUGCCACGGCGCUUCACAGUGUACGGAGCACUUUCCUUGGGACCUCACCUGGGUCUUAGGACCUAGCCUGUCACUCCAGGCCUUGGAGUUCUGGGAUGGCCACAUUAGUGUGCCUGGCACUCUGGAAUUCCAGCUUUGCCAGGGCGAGGUCCAGCAGGUCCAGAUUCAGCCUUGGUCCCCGGUGCCCUGACCAACACCCAGCACAUCGUGGACUUCCGUCAAUCUUCCCUGCACCAUGUGCGGCCCGCAGGUGAGGAGGCAGGGAGUCGGUGAGAAGGACUCUUCUUUGGAAGACAAGACCAGGGAGUGAAGCUGGAAUAGCCCCCCCCAAGCAAGAGAAGCUUCUCCACAAACAGGGGCAGCCAAGCGAGACCGAGCCCCCUGCAGCCCAAAGCAUCUUUCCAAGCAGGGCCCGUGGGGCCUGACAGCUCAGGGGCCCAGUCAGCGGCUCAGGCCGUGAACGUCUGAACUCCUCGGUGGGGGGGCGGCCCCUCCCUCCCUGGAGGCCAGCCUGAGUGGCAGGAAUCCCGAUUCUUUGGAGAGCGGCUUCCUCUCAGCUCUGUCACGCAAGAACGCUCUCUGCACCAACCCAUUCUGCCAAGUGACUUAAAGGGAUUUAAAAAAGAAAAAAAAAAUGUGGUAAAGAAAAAGGGGGUAAAAGCCACGCAGCCGCCUUUCAGAGGAGGUGGCCGCCUGCAGACAAAGGGCAAAAGUUGAAAGAGGGCCGUGGAAGUGAUGGAAGUGACAGGCAGCCAGGCUGCUCCCCGGAUGGGCACCGGUCGGUAGGGCAUGCCCCAGGAGCAGGAGGUCAGAACGCCCGCAGGCCCCGCCCGGGAGCCCCCCAGGCCGCGGGGCUGCCCCUGUGCACUCCGAGUGCACGACCCUUGCUGCAGGAGGAGCCAGCGGCGCCCCAGGUCGAGGACCACAAGGAUGCUGCCUGGGACCUGCAGCCUUGCCUGAACUGGGCAGGGGAGCCCGGAAGUCAGAGGCACAGGGUCCCUCUCCGCGUCCCCACGUGCCGCAGCAGCACUGCCCACCACCCAGGUCUGCAGGCUAUAACCAGAGCGGGCUUGGCCUGUCGGGGCCCUGGGGCAGGAAUGUGAGAGCAGCCCGCUGCCCAGCCCUCAGGAGCCCCUGGAGCAAGACCCCAGUCGUACCACAGGCUCCAGUGACAGCCGUGAAGGAGGUGUUGAGGCUCCAGGUGAGGUGGGGCCCGGCUCCCCCAGCCGUCCACCAUGGUGGUGGCACACCCUGCUGCCACCGCCACGACCACACCUGCCACCACCGUCACGGCCACGGUUGUGAUGACUACGGCCACCAUGGACCUGCGGGACUGGCUGUUCCUCUGCUACGGGCUGAUCGCCUUCCUGACGGAGGUCAUCGACAGCACCACCUGUCCCUCUGUGUGCCGCUGUGACAAUGGCUUCAUCUACUGCAACGACCGGGGGCUCACCUCCAUCCCCGCAGACAUCCCCGACGACGCCACCACCCUGUACCUGCAGAACAACCAGAUCAACAACGCGGGCAUCCCCCAGGACCUCAAGACCAAGGCCAACGUGCAGGUCAUCUACCUGUACGAGAACGACCUGGACGAGUUCCCCAUCAACCUGCCCCGGUCCCUGCGCGAGCUGCACCUGCAGGACAACAACGUGCGCACCAUCGCCCGGGACUCCCUGGCCCGCAUCCCGCUGCUGGAGAAGCUGCACCUGGACGACAACUCCGUGUCCACCGUCAGCAUCGAGGAGGACGCGUUUGCCGACAGCAAACAGCUCAAGCUGCUCUUCCUGAGCCGGAACCACCUGAGCAGCAUCCCCUCGGGGCUGCCCCACACGCUGGAGGAGCUGCGGCUGGACGACAACCGCAUCUCCACCAUCCCGCUGCACGCCUUCAAGGGCCUCAACAGCCUGCGGCGCCUGGUGCUGGACGGCAACCUGCUGGCCAACCAGCGCAUCGCCGACGACACCUUCAGCCGCCUGCAGAACCUCACGGAGCUCUCGCUGGUGCGCAACUCCCUGGCCGCCCCGCCCCUCAACCUGCCCAGCGCCCACCUGCAGAAGCUCUACCUGCAGGACAACGCCAUCAGCCACAUCCCCUACAACACGCUGGCCAAGAUGCGCGAGCUGGAGCGGCUGGACCUGUCCAACAACAACCUCACCACGCUGCCCCGUGGCCUGUUCGACGACCUGGGGAACCUGGCACAGCUGCUGCUCCGGAACAACCCCUGGUUCUGCGGCUGCAACCUCAUGUGGCUGCGGGACUGGGUGAAGGCGCGGGCCGCCGUGGUCAACGUGCGGGGCCUCAUGUGCCAGGGCCCCGAGAAGGUCCGCGGCAUGGCCAUCAAGGACAUCACCAGCGAGAUGGACGAGUGCUUUGAGACAGGGUCGCAGAGUGGGGCGGCCAACGCGGCGGCCAAGACCACGGCCAGCAACCACGCCUCCGCCACCACGCCCCAGGGCUCCCUCUUCACCCUCAAGGCCAAGAGGCCUGGGCUGCGCCUCCCCGACUCCAACAUCGACUACCCCAUGGCCACGGGUGACGGUGCCAAGACCCUGGUCAUCCAGGUGAAGCCCCUGACGGCUGACUCCAUCCGCAUCACGUGGAAGGCCACGCUCCCUGCCUCCUCCUUCCGGCUCAGCUGGCUGCGCUUGGGCCACAGCCCGGCCGUAGGCUCCAUCACAGAGACCCUGGUGCAGGGGGACAAGACCGAGUACCUGCUGACAGCCCUGGAGCCUAAGUCCACCUACAUCAUCUGCAUGGUCACCAUGGAGACCAGCAAUACCUACGCGGCCGACGAGACGCCGGUGUGUGCCAAGGCAGAGACGGCCGACAGCUACCGCCCCACCACCACGCUCAACCAGGAGCAGAACGCCGGCCCCGUGGCAGGCCUACCCCUGGCCGGCAUCAUCGGUGGGGCCGUGGCUCUCGUCUUCCUCUUCCUGGUCCUGGGGGCCAUCUGCUGGUACGUGCACCGGGCUGGUGAGCUGCUGACCCGGGACAGGGCCUACCACCGAGGCAGCCGCAAGAAGGACGACUAUAUGGAGUCGGGGACCAAGAAGGACAACUCCAUUCUGGAAAUCCGUGGCCCGGGGCUGCAAAUGCUGCCCAUCAACCCUUACCGCGCCAAAGAGGAGUACGUGGUCCAUACCAUCUUCCCCUCCAACGGCAGCAGCCUCUGCAAGGGCACGCACACCAUCGGCUACGGCACCACGCGGGGCUACCGGGAAGGCGGCAUCCCCGACAUAGACUACUCCUACACCUGAGGCCGGCUCCCCCAGCCCCAGCCCAGCCCUGUCCCCAAGGCCGACAGGGGUGGUGACAGGCUCCGCCCAGCCCGCUGCAACCCGAGAGCAAGGAAGAGAAGGUCCAUGAUGACCGUCUGGCAGAAGGCCAAGUUUGGGGAGGGUCAUUGAUUUUGUAGAACACGACAGUGAAAAAAAAAAUUUUUUUUUUUCUCUAAAGAAUAGAAGGCAGGAGGGGAUUCCGCGUUGCUGGAGAGUGACUUACAUCGCGUCGCGCCAGUUGGGGAAGGGAAGGCUAACGACGAUAACUGCAGAAAGGGUUGGGCUGGGGAUUUUUUUUCCUGAACUGGGAAGAUACUACCUGUGCAACGUCUGUGGACACCUCGCGCUCUGUUCAGGGCAGUCACAAAAGAACCGUCAGGGAGAAGCAGCUGAUCCGAAGCCCGCAUGCAGCGAUUCUACGGCCAGCCCCUCGCUGGCCACGAUGUGAUGGAAGGAUUUUGGGACCCCCACAAAGGAGACGGGGGAAGAAGAGAUCUUUCGCUAUGGAGAUAUUGUCCUGAAACCUCUUCCCUGGUUCUUCCCAUGCCAUUUCCCUUACAGAUUUGCAGAAAUACGGCAUCUUCCACUGCGUUCUUGGAACAGUUAAUGUAGUCGAUUAAAAAAAAAAAAUCCAGCUUUUUUUUUUCCCAUGCUGAAUGUUCUUCAGCUCCAUGCAGCAUACUCCGUAGACGCCCUGACGGAAGCUGUAGCUUUCCCUGCCACCUGGAGGUGCGUCUGUCUGCCCGUCUAUCUGUGUUGCGUCUCUCAGUCCAGAUGGGUAGACAGAGCCGCAUAGACUGUCCUUAAAGUCCUUCUUGGGUCAGUUCUUACCAUUUCCUGAGACAAUAGAAUUGCAAAAAUGUUGCUUUCUCCUAGAAAUCAUUGAGUAAGUAAAACCACGUGUUGGGGAUGGGUGUAGGUGGAGGGGGGAGCCUCAGCCUGGGUGGAGGGUAUUGCUGUUUCCAGAGGCAGAGGCAUGUGUCCCAGUGGGGUGGGUGAGGGAGGAGCUGGGCACGGGGACCUGCAUUUCCAUUCCAUCUCAGUGUGGCCAGAGCUGGGCCACGCUCCUUCCUGAUACAGAGAAAAGCCUUCUUGGUCUGCCAGGACCCUCAUCUCCCCUCUUUUCCCCCGCAAUAGAUGUAGUCAUCUCAAUAGCGUUUCCUACGUGCUUCCUCCUGGGGCAGGUCAUUAGUGCAGGGACUGAUAGCUAAUAUAAAAUCAGCUGACUGGAUCUAUUAGUUUCCACGGCUGCACAAACAAAGCCCAGAAAAAGAACAUUUUCAGAAAAUCACUGGGAGACAUCAGCCUCCACACCUGGGGCUCUGUUCUCGGGAAUGAGAGACCAGAUCUCUUUUUAAAAAUGCCAGCCUCCAAAAAGGCUCUGACGGGGCCCUCAGAAGAGCUGGGAUUUCAUUUCCUCCCUCUGGAAGGGAUGCUGCCAUCAUUUAUCGGCUGACAGUGUUCCGAGGUCAACACGACGAUGAAGCGUGGGCAGCGGCCCUGGAGAGGAGGGAAGCGCGGCCCGGGUUCUGAGGCCUGCUGCUUCCCGUGCUCGGAAGCGUGGGUCACUGUUGGUCAAAGCGCCACUUGCCCUGCACCAGGAAAAAGGGACAUCAGAGAAGAGAUGCUGGCUUGAGGGCAGGAGGAUGAGAGGCUUCUGGCUCCUGGCAGUGGCACCUUCAAAGGCCUCUGCCACUUUGACCAAAGCAAAGGCCGGAAGAAGAGUCCAGCAGCAUUCAGAGGGCUGCCCACGACGUGCCGGGUGCUGUCCGCUCGCUGGACAUCAAAAGAGCUGAGCAGCUCUUCAGCGAAGAGGUGGGGCUGAAAGAAGUGGACCCAGCCGCUGCUCCAGGGGAGGAGAAUGGGGCCCAGGCUCCUGUUGCUGUCCAAGCCGUCGCCCACCAAUCAGGGACCGGAUCCUCCAGCCCCAGGGAGUGCCCAGGGCAUGGCAGGGUUUGUUUAAGGGAGACCAUUUUUGUUCCCUUUUCCUGCCUGAAUCCUUUCCCACACAAGGAGGUAGGAGAGAAGCUUCCCGAGCCUUAAUUUCAGGUCAGUGUGCACAUCAGUCCCCGCCCCCCCCCCCCCCGCUGCAGCCAGCUGCCCCAGACGGAGGAGCCAGAGGGGACCCCCCCAACACAAAUGGGAGCUCACAGGAGGGCCAGGUACAUGGCACUAGCCAGGGAGAUGAAGUCCCAGGGCUCUGUAUUUCUGAAGCAAUGCAUCUUCCAGGGUCCCAGGAAAGGGUCUCGGGCCCUUCUGGCCUCCCCACUGCAGGUCCCCAAGUCACCCCUCCUGCAUCUGUGAGAUGGCAGUGUCAGCAUGCUCUGUCCCUAGCUCACCUGGUCUCCCAUCUCCUUUCCCUGCCCCAGGGAAGGCCAGGUAAUCCCCCUUGAUGGCCAGGAAGCCAUUGAGGGGUGGCAGGUGGCCCUGCCUCUGAGAGCUACUGAGAAGGCCCUGCUCGGCAGGGAAGGAGCCCAGGGCCCAAGUGCUGGAGAGCAGCAGGUGGGUGGCAAAGCUCCCUCCCUUCCCACAGAGCAGGCCCAGGCCUGCCAGAGCCCUGCCGACUGCCCAGGCAGAGCACCCAGCCCGAGGACCACAUGGGUCUGCUCCCCUGGCUGUCACACCAGGCUGGAGAGACCAGAGUCUGCCUGAUGGGCCCCCACAGGAGGAGAGGCACCCCCCACCCCCAAGAGGGUACUAAUGCUGGUGAAGGUGGAGACCACCCAGCCAGGGCCCUGGGCCCCCUCUAGGAUCCUUUCUUGUCCUUUCUGUCCCUGACCUGCACAGUGUCCUUUCUAAGGGCAAGCCACCAAGUGUCUGCUUUGCCAGGGCCCCCAAGCCAGAGAGGGUGGCUGAAGCCAAGUCCCCUUUGGAGCCCCGUCCUCACCUGGCCAACCCUUGUAAGAGGGAGGAGGGGCCUGGUGCCCAGCUCCCCGCUUAGAAGUGUGCGGUGACGACACCCCAAGGGCCCACGAAGACCUCCCUGCCGCGGGCUGCUACAUGCCCCCCACCACCCUGAGCCGCGGCCUCCACCAGCCAGAACCACCUCACUGGCCCCAGCAUGGACCAGUGUAUGUUGUGGCAUUUAGACAGGUUUCAGGUUUAAACAAAAGCAACCCCGACACAUCUCUGGUUAAGUGGUUCACCCUUCAUAGCAAUUGACGUGGCGAUUGGGAUCUCUUUUCUAUUACAUGGCAAUCUUCCUUUAAAUUUCCCCUAAAAAAAAACCGGAAAGGGAAGAACAGGCGAAGGCAGCAGGCCACGUGUCAUUUGCAUUUUGCGAAUGAGGCCUCUUGUAAGCUCAGCUCAGGCGCGGGGCCCAACGUAUGGAAUGCUUAAGAGCUCACUAAGAAUAAAAUCUAUUAAUUAGUCAUACUCGAUUCUGCAGACAUGAUGUGCAUCAGAAGCUCCCUUUCUUCCCUUCCCGCUUCCCCCUUGCCUCGGAAGCCUGUCUUCACUAAGUGGGCUCCGCUUCCUGGCCGGCCUCCACGGUCGCCCUUCCUGCCUCCCCCACCAGGGACGGGAGGCUGGGGUUGAGGGCAGAAGCGGGGCGCUGCUCCUUCCUUGCUCUGGGCAAUUUUGGCAGGGAAGGUGACCCUCACUGGAACAGGGCAGGGACUAGGAAGGGCCCAGCCCUCCUUGCCCAAGCCCACUCUGCCCUGCAAGCCGCUCUCCCACCCUCCCCAGGCCCCGAGUCCCUCCACCUUCCCCAGGGGCCCAGGAAGGAGGGAGAGGGUGCAAUGGGGCAGGGUCUAGCUUCGCUCAGGAAAGCAGGGUGCUCCAAGGCCGAGUGGGGCCCCUCCCAUCCACUGAUUCUGGAAGGUUCUAGUUGGCCCAAGGCAGGUAGGAGAAUUCCUGCAGGGUCGAGGGGUGAGUCUGAGCCUGCAGCAGGGCGUGAUGGGCAGCGCUUCCAGGACCGAGGGCCACCCGGAGCCCCUCCCCCAGAGCCGGCACUGAGGAGGGGACAGAACAGGAGCUGGACCCCCUCAGGACAGCAUCCCACCCUGGCCAACAGCAGCUCAAGCCCCAAAGCCAGCCCACUCCAGAAAUCUGCUUCCUGCGGAACAGCCAGGAGGACGGGGCUUCUGAGCCUCUCACUUAUGAAAAAUACAACAAGGAAAAUUGGAUGCGG